This is a messenger RNA of Anopheles gambiae (African malaria mosquito), 3005 nucleotides long. RefSeq names its product leucine-rich repeat protein soc-2 homolog. Gene Ontology annotation, molecular function: protein binding. The transcript is spliced from 2 exons. The coding region runs from base 1392 to 2678 and encodes 428 amino acids. NCBI's taxonomy places the organism in Eukaryota, Metazoa, Arthropoda, Insecta, Diptera, Culicidae. The record is from RefSeq and is a predicted model, not a curated record.
UCCUAGAGAUUACUUACUGUGAUCUAGAGACAGUUCCUCUUGCGGUUGAAAAAGCACCAAAGCUAGAAGUGUUAGAAGUUCGUGAUUGUAAAUUAAGUGAGAUCGAUUUGGCAACAUUUUGUGAUUACUCGUCUUUAAGUACACUCAAUUUGCAGCGCAAUAUGAUACGCUACGUUGUGAACACGUCGACAAGGAAGUGCCGCGUCUACGAUACCCUCACUGAUUUAUUACUGGAUAGAAAUAUGCUUACCGCAGUCAACAUGGAUUUGUUUCAUAUUUUUAUCAAUCUGAAGGUAUUGAAUUUUCACAACAAUAGCAUAAUAUCGCUAAGUGGCAGGUUGCAUCAUAACAAACUGACAGCUCUAACGCUGAGUAGAAACAAGCUCGAUCAUGUAGAUCUGUGCGGUUGGUAUGUGCCAUCAAUGGAUACAGUAUCUUUUGCUUCAAACUAUCUUACAAAGGCACCGGAAUGCAUGAACAAUUGGACCAGUGUUUCAUUGCUUUUCUUGAACAAUAAUAAGAUAGCCAACUUCAAUAUCGAAAGUGUAGCAGGCCUAUAUAAUUUAACAUUGCUAGAUCUACAAUGCAACCAGCUGACCGAAGUGAUGUUGAACAGUGCACUUUUCCCACCGAAUCUAGAGUUACUUGACAUUCAGAGAAAUAAUCUAACGUCGCUGGACGUAUCGUUCAUACCGGUGCGUUCGUUAAAUGUUAAUGCACCAUAUAAUUUAAUUUCGAGCUUUGAUAAAAGCAACACCUCUCCAAAUAUCACAGAGCUAUCGAUGAAGGGAAAUCCGAUUGACUGUUCGUGGAGCACGCGUUUAGAACAAUUGUACGGUGAAUGCUACAGGAAUGAUGAAUAUAUCUUUUUGCACAAUCAAAAUGACAGGAUUUGCGAAAAUACCCUAGUAGUGGUUAAUCGUUUACUAUAAAUAUUUAUUAAAAUUAACAAAAAUAUUUAAUAUAUAAAGGAAAAUUAAGCAGGAUAACUAUCCAUAAGCUAACAGAUACCAGCAUUUGUUCAUUGUUCUUUAUGUUUUCGUUAGAAAGUUUGAAUUGAAAUUUAUUAUUACUUAUGAGCUAACAGAUUUCGGUGGAGCUUCUUUGAUCGUCCUGGGUGUGAUUGCUGAGUAAUUUAAAUUCAUUUAAUUUUAUUUUACUUUUAUAUUUUCUUACCUGUACAGCGGGUUGCGCCAAGGGGUGGGAAGUAUCAUCAUUAUUAUUAACCAUAAUUCGAAAUAAAACGCUGUUUGAUGAUCACAAAACAAAUUGUUUUACUUUAGUCGUACCAAACUAUAUAAAUUGAGGUCCAACAUACCCAAAUGAGGUGAAGCACGCGAUCGCAGGGAUUUACUAGUAAGAGAUCAGUUCGUUCUUAGCCGAGUGUCCUAAUGAUUCGAUGGAUUGUGUGGCUGUGGAUCGUUUCAAACGCUGUAAGCAGUAGCAAUAGGAAGCCUAGCAUUUUCUGUACUUCUGAGUGCUUCGUGGCAAACUUCAAAAGUAAAGAGGACUCGUUUGUGUUUCAAAAUAUCUCGAAUUUAUCUAACAUACUUACCUUGCAAAAUGUCUUUAUCAAGCACAUGGAUUACUCCAUCCUGGAAAAGUUGCCCAGUUUUAUAGACAUACUUGUGAUAUUCAACUCCAAAAAAUUACAAUGGCUUGAUAUUCCGUCAGCGUUAAGCAUGGUGAAAAUUCAAAUAUCCAGCUUGCGGAGGAUCGAUAUUGCUGCCAACAGUUCAAUUAGUUUCUUAACGAUAUUGGGUUCCAAUCUAACUAGCGUUCCGAUAACUUUGCAGAAUGCAAAAAAGUUAAAAGGUAUAACAAUAACUCAUUCUAAAUUGAGCGAGAUCGAUUUGGCAACAUUUUGUGAUUACUCGUCCUUAAGUGAACUUAAUUUGGAGCGUAAUAUGAUACGCUACGUUGUGAACACGUCGACAAAGAAGUGCAGGGUCUACAAUACCCUCACUAAAUUAGUGCUGGAUAGAAAUAUGCUUACCACAGUCAACAUGGAGCUGUUCAACGUGUUUUCCACGCUGAGGGGGCUAGUUGUUCAGAGCAAUAAUAUAACAUCACUAUCUGGCCAGUUGUAUCACGACACUUUGGAGACUCUUUCGUUUGAUGGAAACAAAUUGAAGCAUCUAGAUCUGUGCGGUUGGUAUGUGCCUUCAUUGAAUACACUCUCAAUUGCUGCCAAUGAGCUUUCCACGGUGCCGGAAUGCAUACACAGUUGGACACGUGUAACGAGCCUCUUCCUGAGCCAGAAUAAGUUGACGAAAUUCAGCAUCGAAAGUGUAGCGUGUAUGAAUAACUUAACAUGGCUAGAGCUACAAUGCAACCAGUUAACUGAAAUCACGUUGAAUAGUGCACGCUUCCCCGCAAAGCUAGAGUUAAUUGACAUUCGCACAAAUAAUCUUACAUCGCUUGAUAUUUCGUUCAUACCGGCACAAGCGUUAGAUGUUAAUGUGGAAUAUAAUUUAAUUUCGCGCUUCGAUGUGAACAACACCUCCCAAAAUGUGACAAGUUUAAGAAUGCUAGGAAAUCCAGUUGAUUGCUCAUGGAGUUCGCUUUUAGAUCGAUCGUACAGCGGAUGUAACAGGAGUGAUGCAAGUAUUCGUUUGCGCGAUCAUCAUGUGAAACUAUGCAAUACAGACCAUUUGAGAAAGAAUCUUUUUUAUUGAACAAAAAUAAAUCGAAUUGCACACAUCGGAGUAAUGUUCCAGAGCAGUGAUGUCACACUCGUUAUGCAUUGCAGUUAAAAAUAUUGGCGCGGGUCGCAGUUCCGCUGCGGGGAUUGGGAAGGUUGCAUAGGCUAUAGCCUGAGUAGAUGAAGACCACCACACAAUGCAUUCGUAUUCCAGAAACGGUCGAACAAGAGCACAUUAAACCGUCUUGAUGCACUGGGGGUCAUGGAGCGCACGCGUCAUGUUUCCAAUUAGAUAUUUCAAUACAAAGCUAACCAACUGUUCAAAAAGCUUUAAUGUUACAAAAUGGGUGAAAAUAUGAGA